Candidula unifasciata is the source of this 649-nucleotide messenger RNA. NCBI's taxonomy places the organism in Eukaryota, Metazoa, Mollusca, Gastropoda, Stylommatophora, Geomitridae. The record is from the annotation of a GenBank genome assembly.
AUGGGAUUCCACGGAGCUUUUCUACUGGCAGUCAUUGCCAUGACAUCAUCCAGAACCUACUCGACUCCGAUCACCACUCACUGUGGCAAGCCAGCCGAUGUUGUCUUUGUCAUCGACAUCUCGUCGUCCAUCUGGCCCAGAGAAUUCAACAAAUACGCCCUGACAUUCCUCCAGAACGUGGUGAGCAUGUUCAACGUGGGUCCCGGAGAGAACCAGACUCGAGUGGGUGCAGUCACCUUCAGCACCGACGUCAGGCUGGAGUUCAAUCUCAACUCCUACAUGAAGAAGUCAGACGUUCUUGGCGCUAUUUCCAAGAUCAGAGUCACCGGAGGCAACACGUUCACAGACAAAGCCUUAAAGUACGUUGCUGCCAACAUGUUCAGUGAGAAGAAUGGUGGCCGACCUGAUGUGGCCGAUAUUAUUAUUGUGUUGACGGACGGCAAGUCUAGCAGUCCAGCGAAAACAAUAAUUGAAGCUGAAAAUGCACGCCAGCGUGGAGCAGCCAUCUUUUCUAUUGGAGUUGGAGAAGCUGAUGACACCGAGUUGAUGCAGAUCGCGAGCUCACCGCCGAGUCAGUUUAAGUUCAAAGUGACCGAUUUCGCUGCUUUGGACAGCAUCAUGUUGGAGCUGGCGCUCAAGGCUUGUGAAG